AUGGCUAUUUUCAUUCAAAAACUCCUUGCAACCAAAAUUCCCAUAUCUCUUCUGUUAACCAUCACAAUAUUUUCGCUCUUUCUUUUUAACAAGGUCAAAUCAGACAUUUCCUUCAACUUCCCCGCUUUUGGGCCAGAAGUUGUUAACGUCAUAGGUUUAUCAAAUGAAGCCACUGUAUCAAAUGGAGCAAUUCAACUAACUAAGAAGGACCAAAGUGGCAAUCCAUUCCAACACAGUGUGGGCCAAGCAGAAUGGAUCAAACCAAUUCGUAUACACGACAAAAGCAGUGGCAAAGUUGCAGACUUUGCCACCGAGUUCUCCUUUGUGGUGAACAAAAACGGUAAAAAAGAUUACGGGGAUGGAUUUGCCUUCUUUUUUGUCUCACAAAACUUCAAUUUCCCUGACUCAAAGCAAUCAGAAGGUGGGUUCCUAGGAAUGUUUACCCCUGACACUGCAUUCAGCUCAAACAAUCAACAAAUUUUGCUUGUUGAAUUUGAUAGCUUUUCAAAUGAAUGGGACCCCGAUCCUGUGACUCAGUUUCCUCAUUUAGGAGUCAAUGUCAAUUCUAUUAAGUCAUUGGUAACUGUGCCAUGGCUGAGGAAUUUUAAACCCGAUGAUACAGUGACAAAUGCACGCAUAGAGUAUAGUUCUGAGGCCCAAAAAUUGACUGUCACGGUAACUUAUCCUAGUAGUGUACCACUGACUGCCGAUACACUCUUCACGCAUGACGUUGAUUUGACUGCUGUUCUACCAGAAGAAGUUCAAAUUGGAUUCUCCGCUGCCACUGGUGACUUGGUGGAGACACAUGAUAUUCUUUCUUGGUCUUUUACUUCAAAUUUGUAG
This is a messenger RNA of Abrus precatorius (Indian licorice), 843 nucleotides long. Its product is annotated as seed lectin-like. The transcript has a single exon. Gene Ontology annotation, molecular function: carbohydrate binding. The record is from RefSeq and is a predicted model, not a curated record. The coding region runs from base 1 to 843 and encodes 280 amino acids. NCBI's taxonomy places the organism in Eukaryota, Viridiplantae, Streptophyta, Magnoliopsida, Fabales, Fabaceae.